GUUUGUUCCUUUGCACCUAACUAUCUCUAAUCUCAUCCUCCAUUAGCUAACCGUCGAAACCCCGCUUCCCUCCCUCUUUAGGAAUAAAGCCCAAAGCAAACGUUAAGUCGUCAUCGGAAUCUCCGCCACUUGAGUAGCUGAAGCGGCGGUUUCACGCUACGUUACUACGUUUCAACUUCCAAUUUCGGUCUCCGAAAACGAUGAUUUCUUUUUAAAAUAAUCUAAGAAAAAAAAACCUUUUUUGACAACGACACGCCUCUGCUACGUUCCCAAGCUAACUAACCCAAAAGAGGAAAAAAAAAAACACCAAUAAUUAUUUUAUUCUGAAAACGAUAGAGAGAAAAAGCCCGCCCUUGUAACCUCCUAAAGUAGUGGCUUUUGCUCAUAUCCUCUUAUAUAUGGUUUGGAUUAUUAUAUAUAAAAAAUAUUUUCGUACAUAAAGAAUAACGAGAGAAUCUGAGAAAUUCAAUCAUCCGUUUUUCGUGAAUUUAAUCUCGUUCAAUUCGUGUGAAGUGAAUACGUUUUUUUUUCAAGAUUCUGUUUGGUUGCAGAUACAAUUCUGAUCGUGAUCGAGGAUAAAAUUACAAUGCCUGUUCCAGGAGAGUUAAUUGCAUUUGAAGAAAGUGAGAAGUUUAGCAAGGAUGCGAAUUUGGAUAUUGAGACGUCUGAAGACGAGAAAAGGAGGAGGGGACGAGGGAGAUCUCUGAAAAAGAAAGCGAUGACUGCUUCGACGAAGCUAACUCAUAGCCUUAAGAAGCGUGGCGGACGCGUGUCUGAUUGCAAAUACACGGCAAUUUCUAUCGAGGAUGUAAGGGAUGCGGAGGAGGAAAAGGCUGUCAAAGCUUUUCGCCAGGCGUUGCUUGCAAAGGACCAGCUUCCCUCACGUCAUGAUGAUUACUACACUUUGUUAAGAUUCUUGAAAGCAAGGAAGUUUGACCUUGACAAAACUAUCCAGAUGUGGGAAGAUAUGCUGAACUGGAGAAAUGAGAAUGGUGUGGAUACUAUUGUACAGGAUUUUGUGUUUGAUGAAUACGAAGAAGUUCACCAGUGUUACCCCCAUGGUUACCAUGGUGUGGACAAACAGGGGCACCCUGUUUAUAUUGAAAGAAUUGGUAAAAUUGACGUUGGCAAGCUGAUGAAGGUCACUACAGUUGAAAGAUUUUUAAACUAUCAUGUGCAGGGCUUUGAGAAGGCUUUCUUGGAGAAGUUUCCUGCCUGUUCUAUGGCUGCCAAGAAGCCUAUAGAUUGUACAACGACAAUAUUAGAUGUGCAGGGGUUGAACUGGAUGAGCUUUGGCAAGGUUGCAAAUGAUCUUGUGAUGCGCAUGCAGAAAAUUGAUGGUGACAACUAUCCUGAGACUCUACAUCAAAUGUACAUAGUUAAUGCUGGAAGCAGAUUCAAAAUACUAUGGAACACUGCAAGAGGCUUUCUUGAUCCAAAAACUACUGCAAAAAUUCAUGUUCUUGGGAACAAAUUCCAUACUAAAUUAUUGGAGAUUAUUGAGCCAAGCCAAUUGCCAGAGUUUCUUGGUGGAACUUGCUCAUGCCCUAAUGAUGGCGGGUGUCUUAGAUCUGAUAAGGGACCCUGGAAAAACCCAGAAAUAAUGAAGUUGACACACUUGGGUUAUGCCUUGUACUUGAGGAAAACAGAAAGUUCUGAGAAUGACAAUUUGGAAGUCAAGUUUUUGUCCACUAAGGUUGCAACUAGUGAAAUAUCUUGCGUUUCUGAUGUGAGGCUAGAUACUUCAGAUUUCAUGCAGUUAGUGUCACUUUCCAACGAAGAAAGGAUGAGUGGUCCUAACUCUUUGUAUGGUACUAGCAAACCAGAAAACGCUGCAAGAACUCUAGCUAGUUCAACAAAUGACAUAACUACCGAUGUUAGUCCCAGAAAUGCAGGAAAGAAGCUUGUACACCAUGUGACAAGUUUUUUUACUCACUUUGUACUCAAAUUGUUAGCAUUUAUAUAUUUCUUAGUCCCUGGACUGGGAAGAUUUCUGAAAGCACAAGACUCGAAACAACAAACAGAAAACCAGUCAAAUGACCAGAUGGCAGGUUCAGGGUCUACAGAAAAUGGAAUUUUGACAGAAGCAGAAGAGGACUUGCUCCGUCCAUGUUGGCAGAGGCUACAAAAUUUAGAAACAAUGGUAACCAAGCUGUAUAACAAGCCUGCAAAUAUUCCUCCUGAAAAAGAGGACAUGCUUCUUGAAUCAUUGAAUCGGAUUAAAUCCAUGGAACAAGAUUUACAGAGAACUAAGAAAGCAUUAUUUACAACUGCAUCAAAACAAGUAGAACUUGCUGAGUUGUUGGAGCACUUAAAGGAGUGCAACUUAGCUGGGAAAUUUUCAUGUUGGGGAAGAAACUACAAACCAUUGAACCCAGAAAGAUGAAAUUGCUUGGGUGACGCUGGUUUAGCUUUGGUAGCCAAUAUGCUGUCUUGUUUUGUCUCUCAAAAAUGCUAUAUAUAAGAGCAGGAGUUGGAUAUCUAUCUCUCUUGACAGCUUCAAUCAGUCAAGGUUGAUGCAAGACAGUUGCGAGAUGAUCAUUGAAAUAAACUUUCUGACAAAGUAGUUGAAAAGAGCCGUUCUUGACCUCACUCGCAUAGCAUUGAAAAGAGCAGGUAAGUUCGUGUAAAAGCCAAGUGUUAAGGGGCUAAGUUAGAGAGGUGCUGCGAAAACUGGUGAUGCUUUGUGACUUUUAAUUUAUACAGAAUUUUGGAAAGAUGAAUGUAGAUGGGUAUAAAUUGUAAUACAAAGGAUUAUAGUCAAUUACAGCAAUGAGUGAAGAAACUAUUACUACUUGAUUAAA
Gossypium raimondii (Peruvian cotton) is the source of this 2804-nucleotide messenger RNA. Its product is annotated as phosphatidylinositol/phosphatidylcholine transfer protein SFH9. NCBI's taxonomy places the organism in Eukaryota, Viridiplantae, Streptophyta, Magnoliopsida, Malvales, Malvaceae. Bases 587 to 2386 code for a protein of 599 amino acids. The transcript is spliced from 16 exons. The record is from RefSeq and is a predicted model, not a curated record.